Messenger RNA from Dendrobium catenatum, 707 nucleotides. RefSeq names its product 60S ribosomal protein L23. Bases 100 to 522 code for a protein of 140 amino acids. Gene Ontology annotation, biological process: translation. Gene Ontology annotation, molecular function: large ribosomal subunit rRNA binding; structural constituent of ribosome. The record is from RefSeq and is a predicted model, not a curated record. Gene Ontology annotation, cellular component: cytosolic large ribosomal subunit; ribosome. The transcript is spliced from 4 exons. Lineage: Eukaryota; Viridiplantae; Streptophyta; Magnoliopsida; Asparagales; Orchidaceae.
GCCACAGGGACUUUUUAGUAAAUUCCUACGCGGCAAAACCCUAGCUACUUGUCUAUAAAACUGGAACCGUCGCUUCCCAGCGGCUGCAAACUCGUCAAGAUGUCGAAACGAGGACGCGGAGGUUCAGCAGGAAAUAAGUUCCGGAUGUCGCUGGGUCUGCCGGUGGCCGCCACCGUGAACUGUGCCGACAACACUGGUGCAAAGAACCUUUACAUCAUCUCCGUGAAGGGAAUCAAGGGACGCCUCAAUCGCCUCCCAUCUGCUUGCGUCGGCGACAUGGUCAUGGCCACCGUUAAGAAGGGCAAGCCCGAUCUCAGGAAAAAGGUGAUGCCCGCUGUCAUCGUCCGCCAGCGUAAGCCUUGGCGCCGAAAGGACGGAGUCUACAUGUAUUUUGAAGAUAACGCCGGAGUCAUCGUGAAUCCAAAAGGGGAAAUGAAAGGUUCUGCAAUUACUGGACCUAUUGGAAAGGAGUGUGCUGACUUGUGGCCUAGAAUUGCAAGUGCUGCGAAUGCUAUAGUGUAGUUCAUUAACAUUUCAUGUCUCCGAUCUAUACAAUCCGCUUCUAUUUGCUGGGUAUGGAGUUUUGUAUUUUCAUCACGUAUGAUUUGAGAUUUUAUAACUUUAUUGGAUCAUUUGAAUUCUGUCAUAUUAGUAUUUUCUUACAGGGUAAAUUGGACUGUGGUUUAUGAGUUAUUUAUAUCCGUUAA